Molecule: messenger RNA, 540 nt
Organism: Clonostachys rhizophaga
Lineage: Eukaryota; Fungi; Ascomycota; Sordariomycetes; Hypocreales; Bionectriaceae
Source: the annotation of a GenBank genome assembly
AUGGCCCUGAGAUCAACGACGAACGGCGCUGCACAAGAGAGAGAGCUGUCAAAAAUCCUCUUCGUGGCUAAGGGUAUCUUCGCCAAUGGCUCUCUAGCAAUCCUCUUUCUUCCGCUCUUCUCCCCAUGCCGGGAGUACUUUGCCGACGCAAGCCAGGAGAGAAGCAUUGAGCAUGCUGCCUGUCAUCACGAGCUUAUCUCCAGGUAUGGGCCAUGGCAAUCCUUCGGUGAUGACACUGACCUUCGCGACGGCAAAGAAAGAGAGCUGUCGAAAAUCCUCUUCGUCGCCGAGGAUGCCUUCGCCAAUGGCUCCCCGCCAAUCCACUUUCUGCCGCUCUACUCCCCGUACCGGGAGUACUAUGCAGAUGCCAGCGAAGAUCGACCCAUUGAGCAUGCUGCCUGUCACCACGAGCUAAGACCUCGCGAUGGAGAAAUCAGUACCGACAGGAUCGCGCGUCUGGGAGCAGAUAGCUUUCUCGCCGAACUUGGGAAGGAAUUGGAGAAUACCACGCUUGGUGCUUCGAGUGCAGGCAGUGUAUAG